AUGUACCCUAAUCCAGUAAGGCACCCUGGCUUGAACCUCAACCACCAAAACUAUGUCCCGGCUCCUUCACAGUAUUCAGAUUUUGCUAGCUAUCAUCAUGUUCCUGGAAUUAACAGCGACCCACAUCAUGGGCAGCCUGCGGGCACCUGGGGUUCUCCCUAUGCCCCAAGCAGAGAGGACUGGCACUCCUAUCCACCAGGACCUGCUCCAUCCUCAGCUAACCCAGGCCAAAUUGGUUUCAGCCCUACAGAUUUUAACCCUGUUCAGCCACCGGGCUCUGGACUCUUACCACCUGCAAUCAACAGCUCAGUGCCACCCUUGUCUCCUAACGCUCAACGGCGAAAUCCUUAUGACUGGAUGAGACGCAGUGGAGUAGCAGCCAACAACCCUACCAAUGGUGAGUAG
Molecule: messenger RNA, 405 nt
Organism: Staurois parvus
Lineage: Eukaryota; Metazoa; Chordata; Amphibia; Anura; Ranidae
Source: the annotation of a GenBank genome assembly